GGGGGCGGAGCCGGCCCCUGGUCCCGGCCGGAACGACAGGUGGUGAGCGCUGCUUGAGUGGACGGGACUUUGCUGGUGAGCGCGCUUCGCUCCGAGCAGCAGCGGCUGGGCUAUAGCCCGCACGAAGCAUACUGAUCUUUUACAUAUUUGGAAGAGGAUUUUUUUAUGGCACUUACAUCCUAUUGUGUGGACACAGGGUCUAGCAUACCAGAUUUCUCUUUGCUGAGGGAAAUGAAGCCUUUCAGGGAGGCUUUCAAGAGGAAGAGCUAAUAAAUUGCUCUGAAGUUGAUACAAGCUUGUCCAGGAAAAAGGGCGGGGCCUGGAAAGCCUGUGUUAGCAGCUGUUUUCAGAUACUUGCAUUACAUCUCAGCUUUCCUGCCAGCUGCUGCAGUGCAGAUCAGCAGACAUGUCCAUAGCACUCAAGCAAGUCUUUAAUAAAGAUAAGACUUUCCGCCCAAAACGCAAGUUUGAGCCUGGAACCCAGAGGUUUGAACUUCACAAACGAGCACAAGCAUCUCUCAACUCAGGCGUGGACUUGAAAGCAGCUGUGCAGUUGCCCAGUGGAGAAGACCAGAAUGAGUGGGUGGCUGUUCAUGUUGUUGACUUCUUCAAUAGGAUCAACCUCAUUUAUGGAACUGUCUGUGAGUUCUGCACAGAGAGGACCUGCCCGGUGAUGUCUGGAGGCCCCAAGUAUGAGUACCGGUGGCAGGAUGACUUGAAGUACAAAAAGCCCACAGCGUUGCCAGCACCCCACUAUAUGAAUCUUCUCAUGGAUUGGAUUGAGAUGCAAAUCAACAAUGAGGAUAUAUUUCCUACAAGUGUAGGUGUUCCCUUUCCAAAGAACUUUCUCCAGAUCUGCAAGAAGAUACUCUGUCGGCUUUUUCGGGUGUUUGUUCAUGUCUACAUCCAUCACUUUGACCGUAUUAUCCUCAUGGGGGCUGAGGCCCAUGUCAACACCUGUUAUAAGCAUUUUUAUUAUUUUGUGACAGAGCUCAACCUCAUAGACCGCAAAGAAUUAGAGCCUUUGAAAGAGAUGACAACCAGGAUUUGUCACUAAAAACUACCCACUGAAGACAAGCAAAGUCCAAGAACAUGACUUCAUACUGCAAAGUUCAAGAAGAUGACACGUCUCAUGGACUGAGCCUGCUUGUUAAUCCCUGAAAGCGGGAAAGUUGGGAGCCACAGUUACUGUCACAAAUGCUUCUCUCCAGUGUCAAUGUUGUUAACCCUAGAUAUGCUGCUAGGAACCUUAUCUGAGCAACAUGGAUUAUUGAGAAAAAGAAGAAUCAUAUCCGUUCUAGGUCCUUUGUCAGGGAUAAGAACCUCUUCAUCCACAGGACAAUAGCAGACAGUGCCCCUGCUGCUAAAGCUUUACCGAAAUUCAGGUCCCUGGGCUGACCUCCAGACUAGUUGUUUUGAAAUGAAAUCUGCAAUCUUGCUUUCUUUUGUUUCUUGGGAGGUGCUUUCUUUCCUAACUGCAACAGACUAUUAAGAGGUUCUGGAAUCAAAGAAGGCUUCGUCUUUAAUGCCCCCACCCCACUCCAGGCUGCACAAGGCUUGGCCCACCGUCCCAAAUUCUAGCAAGCCUUGUGUUUCCAAGAAGACAGCCAUGACUUUCAGCUGAGCAGGCAGUUUAUGCUUCAUUAUGACCCAUAAUUAAAUUACAAUGGGGGUGUUUCUGAUCUCAACUACAUGAACAGGGAUCCAGAUAUAGCUCUGCAGUGCUGAGGUAUUUUCCUUGAAUUCAUGCUGUAACUGACAGCAAAUGUUCACAGUAUCUCUAUAUUACAUAAAAAAUAACAGCUACAGUCAUCAUUUUCCUGAAGCACCCUAUGAAGUACGCCAAUCUAUUGUGUAAUUUUAAUUUCAUAUCCUUCUGUCCGCUUUGGAAAAGGAUCCUUCUCGAUCACUCUAAAAUUUUAUCUUUUCAGAGAAAAAUAAAUUUAAUUUGUGUAACUUGGGAAGAAGAUACAGUAAAGAUGAGUAGUAAAAUAGGUUAGUGCAGGAGGGACUAAUUGAAGGUCUCUGUUGCCACUAAACUGUGCCCAGCAAUGUGACUUGCUUAUACACUGGGCUAACACAAUUUUUUUUUUUCCAGAACCAAGUUAAUUAACACAUGUAUGGACAGUGUGGAAGGAUCCAUUGCAGCAAAUCAAGUCUUCUACGCCAUAUAUGCCUUGAGGAGGCUUUCUUCUGGGAAAAAAAAGAAAAAAACAAAAACAAAACAAAAACAAACAAACAAACAAACACCCGGAAAAAUUAAAGUGAUACUUAUCAGGGGUAUCACUAGAGAAAUACUUCUGAAUAAAUGGGAAUCAAGUGGAACACAUCUAUAUAUUCUGUGCCUUGUAAUGAAUUUUGCACACUUGUGUUAUUGUGAAAAGUUACUUUUCCUGAGUAAGUGCUGAACCCUGUUGCUGCCUUCUUGAGUAAGUUUAGGUAUGUUUAUGUCUUCUGAGACAGAAUCAGAAGAAAUUCUCAUGGAGCAUCCAGUGAUUGGAAUAUUUGAAAUAGAGGGGUAGAAGAUAAAAGAGUAACAGCAAAUAUUUUCUAGCUUAAUGUUGUAGCACAUUCUGAUUUAUUUGCCUGUGUGCUUAAAUCAGGGCUUGUAAAAUUCUUGCUUGGAAAAAGUGCUUUGGUCUGUGAACAUUUGGUAUAUCUAUGAUGAGGGCUUUUCUGCAUCUCUAGAACUACACAAGCAGCAUUAUCCUUUGCUUUCAAGGGGAUGGACCUGAGUUUUUCUACCUCCUUUGGUAGUCUUUGCAAUCAGGUUAAUUCUUUGGGGAUUGGAAUGCACACACAGAUGAUUUCUGUUCUCCUGGCACUUCUGCAGGAUGUUACUAGCUUCUGGAAUUCAUUGCCGCAGCUGCUCCUGAGCUGACCUUAUUUUGAAGAUGAAAAAUAUAACUUCUUUGGGGUGGUUUAUGUAGCUGGCAACUGCCUGGAAUUACAACUUCAAUUAUAAAGGGUUUCUUAAACUUCUCCAAAGAACCUGGCCUGUGGCACUGUUUGAGAUGAAGCUGUAGCUGGUGCAGUGCACUUGAAUUCCACUGCCACCGUAGGCACUUGCCAUGUGGUGUUCUCAGUCUGGGCAACAUUGUAUUUGAAAGAUCAACAUAAAGAUGCAAAGGUGUGGAAUUUAGUGCAAAAAGAUCAAAGUCACUACACAAAUUGAAAAACAUGGGUUGUAUGCAUAAUUUAGUUGGCAUUUUAUUACACUACUUAGCAUAUGCUGUUUUGAGACUAUUCACUGCAGCUCAGUCUGAAGACAAGGCAGAAUUUUUUCUCAGUUACCUUUUUGUGAAUGCAUAAAUUUUUUGAAUGCAAAACUUAUCAGUUGGAGUGUUUUCCUUUACUUUUAAACUGCUUUUUUUGCCACAAACCCCUAUGUUUCAUUUUCUGGUAUGGCACUCUGUAUGAGACAAAAAAGUGAAAUGCAGAGUUGGACCCUAGAGGAUUUGUGUUUGGCCUGGCCAAAAUCCUUACAAUUGCAAAAAUCCAUUAUUACGCAGGAGAUGAACCAGCUGCAAAGGAGAGAAAAGUGUACUUGUUUUGGUUGCAUAUUCUGCUAGGAAGAACAUGGAGUUUCCUUUCUUCACUCGACAAGGUGUGGCCUUCUGCUGAGAAUCUCCCAACGGGGAUUCUUGCUUUUGCAGCACAGCUGUUGAGCCACCACUUGGCCAUCACGUACCAUGGGCUGUUUUUCCUGUUCCACUCCAUGGUAGCUGAUAAGCAAAUACAAAUGUUUGGAGUAUGGCAUCACUAUAUAAAAGUAUCAUUUUACCCCUUCCCAUAGAGAGAGAAAGGCAGCUUCUUCUUGAAUCUUGUGAUCAAGGAUUCCAACAUCAUCAGUAAUUUGCUCAGGGCCACUAACAGACAGAAUUGUGCUUUGCUUGUUAAUGAUUUUUUCUGAUCUCAGUAUUACGUAUGUUCCUAAUAAUGUCAGCAUUCCAUAUUGUUCUGGGAUUGGGAAAGGUGGGGGAGGAAAGGAAGAGAAGAGUUUAUUCUUUGGAUUUUUGUGGUUUUUAAAUCACUUUUCUAGUUCUUCAAUCAGGUUUUGUUUUUCUUAGUAGGUUUAAGUUUUUUCCCGAUACCUUUAAAGAUGCUGUUGUGUUAAACUUCAGUGCACUUUAUAGUGCCUUUAUAGAGCAAUAAUUUCAACUGACUGAAACAGCUUUUCUCUGAAGUAUUGAAAGAUUGUGAAAGGUUCCUAUGACACCAAACUUUACUUCAGUUGUUAAAGACUUAAGAAGUUUCAUUCAUUGUCUCUGUAAUAAGAGAUUUUGUAAUGAACUUCCAUUUUGUGUGAACAGAGAUUAGUGACAACUGUAAUAUGAAACAAAUCUGAACAUAACAUCCCUUAGGUUUCAUGAACAAUGGAGUCCCAGGACCUUUUGAAGGGUUUUUUUUACCAAUUCACAACAGCAAAAUUAAUUAUUUCUAUCAGAUUUGAAAGAACAUGCGGACUUAUGAAACUUACUAUUAUUCUCCAAGAACUCAAGCUCUAAAGCAGCAAAAUCUACAUUGGGCAAGUUACUUGAUUCUCCUGAUGAAUGGAUUAAGAACAAGGCAGGGAAAGGGGAGGAAAACAGAUAAAUGUAACUCUUAAGGGACCUGCAGACAGUUUAAGAUGUGCAGAGACUUAAUGGGUGAACAUUGGCCCCAGCAAUCACAAAUUCCUUGUCUGUGGAAAGGAUGCAGAGAAUGAUGGUUUUUUGUAGUUGGGAAGCCACUCUUGUCAAGUCUCUAUUAACAGCAGACUAAAAUAUCUUGAGCACCUUCGGGUCAAAUAAAUUUCACAUUUUGGAGCCCCCUCACAAAAAGCUACUCCUUCCUGUCACUUUUUACCUUCUGCAUGUUCUUGAGGUUUCUCAUUUCCUGUGUUGCAGGUCUCAGAGACAGCCUUCAGCCCUUCAGCAUUUCUUUUGUUUCCCCAAUGACAGUGCUGUUACAAAAAAGUAGCUUUUUUGCCUCCCUCUGUGUGUCCAGAGGAGUGACUUCUCACCUGUGCCCUCUGAAGAGAGACCAUCAAGGGCUGGCUGUUUAUCAUCUCUUCAGAAGAAAAAAAACAAGAGAGCAGGAGGUACCUGCAGGAGCAGAAAAACAUGAGUCACUGCAAUGUAAAACAGACAUAUGAUUGCUAUAGUAAAGCAUUCUCUAUGGGCUUUAGAAAGGGAAUAACACUGGGGCACCCCGUAUAGACAAGUGGUCAGUAUUUAGACAUUUUUUCCUAUAUAUUGGGAAAAAAAAUUAAUACAAGACAUUUUUAAUAAUUAUGGAGACUAUCUCAAAAGCAAAGCAAGCCAAAUCAGCACUAACAACCUGGUGAUGGUGUACAUUUAAAUAAAAAGUUAUCAAAGAUGAAUUUUUAUGUGUCUUAUGCUAAAUAGAAGUGAUUUCCAAGGUUUAGCCAAAUAUGUUAAAGCUCUUAAAGUAAUUUCUGUUCUGUGUUUUAAUAAGUUUUCCUGUUUUAAAGACAGAUAUAAUUAAUAUAUUAAAAUUACAAUAUUUGUCUCCCAGGGAAAAAAUAAAUUACUUGUCCAGUUUUGAUACGUGUGUCUGUGUAUGUGCAUGUGUGCUUUAUAUACUUAUAUGUGUGUGUGUGUUUGAGGAUAUGGAUGUGGAAGCAUCAGCACAUGCACAUGUCCACUCCCUGCUCUUUCCCAUAAAAUACAUUGUUUUUUAAUUUUGGUAAUAUUUAAGGGGAAUGCUUCUUUCUAAGAAAUAAGUGGUUUAUUCCUUUUCUUCUCCAUGCAUCAGCCCUGUUUAGUGUGUUAAUUUUUUUUUUAAUGAUGUCAUGUUUGUCUCAGACUUUUUUUAGUUCUAUAUGUUAUUAAAUAAUUGUUCAACUCUGUGGGAAGAAAGACCGAUAUUAACUGUUGUAGUCUUCAAAAGAAAAGUUUACUUUCCAAACCAAUCAUCAUGGAUGAAGCAAUUAGAUACAAAUAUAAAUAAAAUAAACAUAACAAUGCAGAAGUGUUGUUUAGUUAUUUGGCAUCUAACUCUUCAACAAGAAAAAUGCAUAUGGUUUUCAUACCACUGAGCAGAAUUCCCUGGCAAGCUCCCUGAACUCAGAGGUGAGUGAGAUCCAUCACUGCCAAUGCACCAGCUUCACAGUCCUCCUGUGACAGUGUGACACCAAGAAAAAUUUACCAAAUGCUAAUGCCAGUUUUGCUAACACAAACUGGCCAGCAGCCGCUCACCAACACUGGGAUCAGACAAAGCAUGUGAGUAGUCAUUCCUUAGCUAAGUUGGCCUGCUCGUUUUUGUCUGUCAAAUAUUUGAGCUUGGGUAACUCAUGGGCUUCAUGAUGUCCUUUACCUGACUCCUGAUGAGACACUCCAAAGAGUGUCCAGCAGUGAUGGGUAAGUAGCACCAAGCCAGUUAAAGGCAAAGUUUUGUCUCCUAAAAACAAAACUCUUAAGAGCCUAGGUUAGAAUCUGGCUGCCACAGAGAGAAAAGAGAUCUAAUAGGGCAGUAGAAAUUAUCUCCAGUAUGCGGACUUGGGAGCUCAGUGCAUUGUUCCCUGUCCUCAUUCCUAAAGCACA
Molecule: messenger RNA, 6548 nt
Organism: Hirundo rustica (Barn swallow)
Lineage: Eukaryota; Metazoa; Chordata; Aves; Passeriformes; Hirundinidae
Gene: MOB3B
Product: MOB kinase activator 3B
Exons: 5
Coding region: 407-1057 (216 amino acids)
Biological process (GO): positive regulation of protein phosphorylation; signal transduction
Cellular component (GO): nucleus; cytoplasm
Molecular function (GO): protein kinase activator activity
Source: RefSeq, a predicted model, not a curated record